Penicillium brevicompactum is the source of this 1623-nucleotide messenger RNA. Its product is annotated as RING finger protein. The record is from RefSeq and is a predicted model, not a curated record. The coding region runs from base 1 to 1623 and encodes 540 amino acids. The transcript has a single exon. Lineage: Eukaryota; Fungi; Ascomycota; Eurotiomycetes; Eurotiales; Aspergillaceae.
AUGGCUGCUUGGCUUGAUCUCGUCAGCGAGAAUGAAGUAUGGCACUUGGUGGAUACCAACCGCUUGGGAGAACUUGUGCAGGAAUUACCCUAUCCAAAAUUUCAAUAUCCAUCUCUGCUGUAUUUUACCGGUAAUUCAAACCGCAUGAAAGCUUUGCGGGCUCUGUUCCCAUACAACAACAUCACACGCAAAGGCCCCGCAGGCUUGAUUCGUCUUCAUCUCAGCACUAAGACCGCUCAUACACAGAGCCCUAUUCUGUUUGCUGAAAGCAGUUUAUGCCUGGAGUACAGCUUGGGCGACUCGAAAUGGCUCAAGCACUCAACGACAAAGCAUCGAAGCUUCUCUAUAACGGGCGCAGAAGGGCUGUUGCCCCCUGCAAGGCUACAACAAGAAGUGAAGAGGCAAAUUGUUUUACCAUGGACCCAGAUCCUGUGUUUGUUCCUCGAUUCCGCCGCUGACAUUCAGGCCGCAAGAAACUUACUCCAACAACCACGUCGACAGCUGACUAUUGGCGACGAGGGUAUUCCGGCUCCCACGCAGAUAGUCAUUGUCUUGACCAACGGCAAGCAUACAACAAAAGCCUUCACACAAGAAUACGCACAGCUUCAAAAGAUGAUCAAGACCGGGACAGUCACGAUUCUCGAUGUCAGUCCACGUAGCGGGCUUUCGGACAACGUCGUUUUUGCGCCACUGCAAUGCUUGAUCCUCAAGCAACUCGGUAUAGUCCAGGCCGAGCAACUAUCAGCUUGUCGGCGGUUCUCAGCAGUUCACCUCUGUGCUUUCUGGAACACUCAUGUACAAAGUCACCAAAGGCUGCUCGAUGCACCGCCAUUUGAUUUAUUGGAAAGGGCCCGAAGGGGCUAUACUAGAAAUGAUACGAUGGGCGAUUGUCUUCGAGAGGUCAGCCAGCAUAAACCAUCCGUUGGCUGCUCAGAGGAGGACUUUGAUGACCUUGUAGCUACGGCUUUCUUGAUGGAUGCCUACCCCCUGGAAUGCAUGGUAAGUUCGAUUUCUUUUUACUCGCACAUUCAUAUCUCGACUUCAAAGCUGAAUUGCCCAGGUUUCUCGCCCAUCUUGGUUUUCGCCGCAUUUUAUGAGAAAUUAUGUCUCAGUAUCUGGGACGCAAAGUUCCAGGGCCAUAUUGCUGGCGUUUCAUUCCGCUUCGUACAAAGUUUCGGGCAGUUGAGCUCUGUGAGAACUUCAGCAGCCAUUCGAAAGGAGACGUUGCAUCGCUUGUAUCGCCGGUGGGGUGGUCUUCGUUCCACCACUACUUGCUUGGUCUGUCUGUGUCGACCCCCGGAGCAUAUGCUCCCCUGCAAACAUGCAAUAUGUGACACCUGCGUCGUGAUCUUCGGAAAUCCAAGUUCGCUUGGGGAGUAUCACUUCGAGGUCGCUCAAUGCCCUAUCUGCGACGAGAGGUCCAACGUCACUGUCCGCCAACUACCUCCAACUAAGCAUCCGGUGAUUCUCAGUUUAGAUGGCGGUGGAGUGCGCGGUCUGAUUCAACUAGGCCUUCUACAAGCUUUAGAAAGGCGCAUUGGUGUUCCGAUCGCAUCUCUACCAGAUCUGUGCACUGGAACUAGUGUAGGUACGUACGACCACUGGCCGAGUGAUUAUGGUUGA